Haliotis rufescens (red abalone) is the source of this 1090-nucleotide messenger RNA. RefSeq names its product sodium-dependent dopamine transporter-like. Gene Ontology annotation, cellular component: membrane. Bases 32 to 1090 code for a protein of 352 amino acids. The transcript is spliced from 7 exons. The record is from RefSeq and is a predicted model, not a curated record. NCBI's taxonomy places the organism in Eukaryota, Metazoa, Mollusca, Gastropoda, Lepetellida, Haliotidae. Gene Ontology annotation, biological process: sodium ion transmembrane transport.
AAGGGAUGUUCUGAUUGUUAGCAUCGCCGAUAUGCUUUGCCUCAUCUUUGUUGGUUUUGCCUUCUUUGCUAUUAUUGGACAUGUUGCUUACCUACGUGGGGUUCCAGUCGAAGCUUUCGAAUCAUCAGGCUUCAACCUAGCCUUUAUUGUCUACCCCGAAGUCAUGGCGUAUCUCCCCCUGCCACACGUUUGGUCCGCAAUGACCUUCCUUGCAUUGAUGACCCUUGAAGUGGACUCAAUGUUACCAGGGUUGGAGAUAAUGAUUGCAGCCGUUGAAGACGUAUUUCGUGGACUAGCUAAGCGACGAUGGGUUGUCAUUUGUGUAAUCCUGUUGAGCAACUUCCUCUUUGCCCUUCCCUGCACCACACAGGGUGGAAUCUACAUUGUGACACUGGUCGACUGGUAUACCUACUUCCCUGCCGUAGCUGUAUUUGCAAUGCUGGAAUGUUUUGUUGUGAGUUGGUGUUAUGGUUUAGAUAGACUGAAACGGGAUAUCAUUCUUAUGUGGGGAAAGACAGUCCCCCGAGCCAUGAUGCUGUCUGUCAAAUAUGUGUGUCCAGUUCUGCUGUUGGCCAUCUUCUGCUACUCCAUCUACUCCUACCGGCCCCCUAAGUAUGGAGACUACAUCUACCCUACCUGGGCAACAGGAGUCGGAUGGGUGAUAUCAAGCAUUUCCAUAAUUCAGCUGCCCAUAGUUUUCAUCUGGACCCUGUACCACACGCCUGGUUCUACGCUAAGGGAGUUCUGUUCGGGGGCAGAGAUAACUAUGGAGACGAAUGAGAACUUCAUUGACCCUGCGACCAUUGCCCUGUCCUGGCAAAAGUGGAGGCCACGAGGGUGUAGAGGUCGGACCAAACAAGUGGCCAAGCAGGAACAGAAGAGCAACCGACCUAUCAGCACUGUCAUCAGAGCGCCUGUUCCAGAGAUACUAAGUUCAUCAUCCCUGGAAGCGAGCCUUCAAGAGAGCAAUGUGGCUCUGGAGAGGACUCUAGCAGAGGCAAGGACGGCUACUGUGAAGGUCAGAGUAAGAUUGCCCAGGUUCGAGGACAUAUCAGAGGAUAGGAAGGCAGGCAGGCAGGCGAGUUCGUGA